AGGACUAAAAUGUAAAAAUAAUGGCGGUGGAGCGAAUCGCGAAGCUUAUCAACGAGCAUCCCUUCCCGGCGAGGCCGCUUGUUCCUCUUCUCCGGCAACUCCUCCGGCCUCCUCUCCUCUCCGGCGAACUCCUUGAUUCCGUUCUCUCUCGACUCCUUGCCGCUCACGGCAAUGGCCUUAAAGCCCUCGAAGUUUUUCGUUUCUCGCUUCGCCACCUCCCUCCCUCGUCUUCCUCUUUUCACACCACUCUCCACGCCCUCGCUCGCAUGAGAGCCUUCGGUGAAUCUUGGGAGCUCUUGCAGCACGCGCGGGAUCGAUACCCUUCUCUUUUGACACCCAAAGCACUGGUCCUCCUCCUGUCCAAGCUUGCAAAGUUCCGAUCUUUCGACGAAACAGUGCGAUCCUUUGAAGAACUGGAAAAAAUUUGGAUGGGCGCUGGCAAAGAGUUCGGCGUCCAUGAAUUCAAUGCUCUUCUGAGGGCGCUUUGCUCGCAGAAGCGAAUGGCUGAAGCCAAGGCGGUCUUCCACAAGAUGCACGCGAGGUGUUCGGCCAAUGUCCGGACUAUGAAUAUACUGCUUUUAGGGUUCAAGGAUUCAGGGAAUGUCAUGGCAAUGGAGUUGUUCUAUCAUGAGAUGGUGGUGAGAGGGUUUGAGCCCAAUGUAGCUAGCUACAAUAUUAGGAUAGAUGCUUAUUGCAAGAAGGGAAGGUUCUCUGAUGCAAUGGAGGUGUUGGAGGAGAUGGAAAUGAAGCAUUGUGUGCCUACAGUGGAAACAUUCACUACUCUCAUCCAUGGGGCAGGGGUUGUGAGGAAUUCGGUUCGUGCCCAUGAAUUGCUUGAUGAAAUGCUUCGUAGAGGAUUGUCUCCUGAUGUUGCUGUUUACAAUGCAUUGUUAAGCUCUUUCUUGCGAUGCAGAGAUUUGAAUUCAGCAAUGCAGUUGAUGUGUGAGAUGGAGGAGAAGGGAAUUGGGCUCGACGAUGUGAGCUAUUACACUAUGUUUUGUGCAUUGAAGAGGUUCGGAGAGAUUGACAAGGUUUAUAAUCUCUAUGGUAAGAUGGUGGAUAGAAACUUUGUACCGAAGAUGAGAACAGUAGUGCUGUUGAUGAAUUGCUUCUGCGAGGAUAGCCGGCCGGAAAUGGGUCUUAAAUUGUGGGAGUAUAUGGUGGACAAAGGGUUCUGCCCCCAUGGACAUGCAUUGGACCUAUUGGUGACCAGUAUGUGUUGCAAAGGCAGAGUGGAAGAUGCAUACAAGUGUUUUAAGCAAUUGACAGAGAGAGGAAGGUGCCCGCCAGAAAGGAGUUUUCGGGUGUUGGAGGGAUUUCUAGUUCGCCGGAAGGACACAGAGAAGAUCGAGGAGCUUUGCAAGAUGAUGAAGGGAUUGCAGAGCCUUGUGCCUCAAUCUUGUUAAUGUUUCUGAUAUUGAAAGGCCAGUUUAAAUGAAUGAUGAGCUUGAGGAUCAUUUCUGUUUCCCAACCUCAAAUGAGUACUCACUGACAAAAAUAUGUAAAAUUGUUUGAGUUCAAAGUUAAUUCAGCUUGGUUUUUAAUUAUAAUUACAUGUACAGUCUAUUCUUACUAAUAAAGAAAAAGCAAAACAAAGAUUGUGAUUGUUAUUUGGCUGUCAAUAAAUAUGAAGGAAUCAUGUGACAAAAAAAUGAAGAAAGGAAAAUAGAAAGAAGCUUCACAACAACCAAUCAACAUUAAGAUUCCAAAUUCUCAAAUCCUAACACUUUCAUAAAAUCUAAAUCUUUGCAUCUCAUGUCUACCAAUCUUGUUCAUUGAAUGUGGCAUUUGGGUUGGUUGCAAGAUAUUAUUUGUUAAAAAUUGUGUGCAGAUGAAGAAUCUCCAACCAAGAGCCUAUCCUUGUCCAAGCAAAUCAAACCAUCAAAUUAUAAUUAAUGUUAUCAAUUCGAUAUCUUCAAGCACUACUAAUUGUGCUUUUUCUAAAGUAGUCAAAAAAAAAUUUCCAUUUUUUACUGACCGAUCUAUUUAUACUCUUUUGUUGUACUUCCAUCUUAAUAUAUAUAAUAAUGUAUGUUUCCAAUUAAGAGAUUCCUCUAGUUUGAAAUUCCAUUGAUUAAUUUGAAUAAUUGAAGGCAUGUGAUAAUUGUCCUUGCUUUAAUCUUGGUCCAAUCUUAUGAAACACAUGUAGAACGAUGAGCUAUUUUCAAAUCUAUGAUCUGUCAACCAAAUAUUAAUGGACUAAAAUGCAGAUAAUUACAAAUAUGAGUAAUGCAAUUUUGUCUUGUUUGGAUUUGGAAACAUCUAAUUAUCUUCAAAUGAGUGGCGCUGAUUAUUAUUUCAUUAUUUUCAUUAUUUAUAUAUUUGUUUGUUAUUCCAAUCAAUGUUUCUGUGGAUUUGCCAUGUAAUUAGCUCGAUUCGUUGAAGUAUUUGUAUUAAUGUUUCACUAUUCAUGGAAUCAAAAACAGUUGUUGGUUUCAGAUGCUUCUGCACAUGAACAAUUAAUAUUGUUGCCUCACUGACUUAAAUUACUGUUCGGUGUCAUUUCCAUUUUUCACCAUUUUUCACCAAAGUCAAUACAUUUAUAAAAGAUUGUAACGAUAGAUAAUAAUGCCAAGAAUGCGUUGAGAUUUUCUUAGGAUGUGUUGUCCUUUUUUUUAAAAGACAUGUAGAUUAUUGUGAUCACAUGCUUUGCCUCUCAUAGUUUUGUGUCGUUGAGUGAGAUUAAUCGGUUUAUAGAUAAUCUAUGUUUUCUUUUGUUUUUCCAUGCUUCCCCAUGAUCCUGCGCCAUUAUUAUAAUGCAUUGAUCUUUAGAUUUCUCCACCUUUUCCUUGCCUUGCCCUUAAACAGCCUGCCAUGCUUGCAUUAUUUUUCUAGCUUCUUUUGAAUUAGUCUUCGAACUUGGAUUCCUCCAUCUAUUAUAAAUCUUUAGCUGAGACAAACCAUGAUGAUUGAACAAUGAUUUUGAUGGGCUUGAUUUAUUAUUUAUGGGAAUGCCAUAAAGAGUUUCAGAGACAAAAAAAGAUGCUUCAUGAUGUGCGGAAUUUGAGCUUGAAGUGAUGGGAAGACAAAUACUUUGCCGAAGUCAAAAGUAUUUAGUACUCAAUGGACCGAUUUCUCAAACAAUACAACCGGAAAUAUGUAAAGAAGGUGAUGAUUGAUCAACAAGAGAUAUUCAAACAACAGGUAUGCGAACUCCAUCGAUUAUACAAAGUUCAGAAGAUGCUAAUGAUCGAGACAAACUAUAAAUUUCGUCAAACAUACGAUGAAUCCAUGGUUGAAUGCAAACUGAAAGAAUGCGACAUUGAUUUAACAUUAAGUAUUGGUUGUAAGAUGAGUUCGGAGAGUUGAUUUUUGUUUUUUUGUUUUUUUUUUAGUUGUUUAAUUGUGAUGAAAAUUGCCACAAAUUAGACUUUGAAAUUGAA
Dioscorea cayenensis subsp. rotundata (Guinea yam) is the source of this 3383-nucleotide messenger RNA. Its product is annotated as pentatricopeptide repeat-containing protein At3g61360. Gene Ontology annotation, molecular function: protein binding. The record is from RefSeq and is a predicted model, not a curated record. The coding region runs from base 21 to 1406 and encodes 461 amino acids. The transcript has 4 exons. NCBI's taxonomy places the organism in Eukaryota, Viridiplantae, Streptophyta, Magnoliopsida, Dioscoreales, Dioscoreaceae.